Messenger RNA from Lathyrus oleraceus (garden pea), 1686 nucleotides. Its product is annotated as probable serine/threonine-protein kinase PBL19. The transcript has 4 exons. Lineage: Eukaryota; Viridiplantae; Streptophyta; Magnoliopsida; Fabales; Fabaceae. The record is from RefSeq and is a predicted model, not a curated record. Gene Ontology annotation, biological process: protein phosphorylation. The coding region runs from base 331 to 1461 and encodes 376 amino acids. Gene Ontology annotation, molecular function: protein kinase activity; ATP binding.
CAGCUCUGCUUGAAUUCAAUCUAUCCAUUUUAAUUUUCCUUUAAUUAUGUUUUAUUACCGAACACUAUAGCCUAAUUAUGGGACCGUAUGUCUCCAAAUCUCACGUACGAACAACAAUUUCUAUGUCCUAACUCAAAGGUUUGAAAGGUCUUUAUUCUUCUCCUUCCUUCUUUCUCUUCUUCUUCUUCACUUACGUUACGUCCUCAACGCGUUCUCAUACUCCUGUCUCUAUCUCUUUAUCUUCCUCAACUACUUCUUUCUUUUCCCAUUCACCGUUUCCCAAUUUUCUUUCUCUUUCUCUUUUCCACCUUUUUCAUUGAUGAUCACAAAAUGAAGUGUUUCUUCUUCAAAGAGAAAUCCAAAUCCGCUCCUGAACUGCAAAACCAAACCAAAAAGAAGACGAACCGCGCAACAAACUCUACCGGCUCUGUGUCUUCGUCAAAGAGUGUGAAGGAUUUGUACAAAGAGAAAGAACAUAGUUUUAGAGUUUUCACUCUUCAAGAACUUAGAGAAGCCACCAAUGGUUUUAACAGGAUGCAGAAAAUUGGUGAAGGGGGUUUUGGAAGUGUUUAUAAAGGAUCGAUUUUGCCUCCAAAUCGACAAGGUGAUCCAAUUCAAGUUGCCAUCAAAAGGCUUAACACGCGUGGAUUUCAGGGUCAUAAAGAAUGGCUUGCAGAAGUUCAAUUUCUCAGCAUUGUUAAUCACCCAAAUUUGGUUAAGCUUUUGGGAUAUUGCUCUGUAGAUGGCGAAAGAGGAAUCCAACGGCUGUUGGUGUACGAGUACAUGCCAAACCGGAGUUUGGAAAACCACCUUUUCAGUAAAACCUUACCGGUUCUUCCAUGGAAAACUAGAUUAGAGAUUAUGCUUGGUGCUGCUCAAGGAUUGGCUUAUCUACAUGAAGGAUUGGAGAUACAGGUGAUCUACCGAGAUUUCAAAUCUUCGAACGUUCUAUUGGACGAGGAUUUUGACCCGAAGCUCUCAGAUUUUGGUCUUGCAAGGGAAGGGCCACAAGGGGAUCAAACUCAUGUAUCUACUGCGGUAGUCGGGACUCAAGGAUAUGCUGCGCCCGAGUAUAUCGAAACAGGUCAUCUCAAAGUCCAGAGCGACAUGUGGAGUUUCGGAGUCGUACUCUACGAGAUCCUCACGGGAAGAAGAUCAUUGGAAAGGAACCGUCCGACAGCUGAACAAAAGCUAUUAGAUUGGGUAAAACAAUAUCCUGCAGACAGUAACAGAUUCAACAUGAUAAUGGACCCGCGUCUUAGGAACCAAUAUCCGAAUGCCGCAGCGCGUAAAAUAGCGAAGUUGGCCGAUAGUUGCUUGAAGAAGAAUCCAGAAGACAGACCUUCCAUGAGUCAGAUAGUGGAAGGGUUAAAACAAGCAUUGCAAUAUUCAGAAAUGUCAAAUGCUCCUCAUGAUAAUGGUGAGUCUUCUCGGUCAAAAUUGGUUCGAAAAGGUCAAUAGAACUUCAUAUUUUUUAAUUUUUUUUAGGACCAGAGAACUUGUCAGUUAAAUAUGAGUUGAAUUGGAAGCAUUCUGGUCAAUCUUGGAAGUGAGGGUGAUUUUACUUUUAUUCGGUUUGAGCUUUCUUGUAUGUUUGGCCUAGCUCAACAAAAUUAUGCUGUUAUUUAUACUUUGUCAACCAGUGACUAUUAAUUUUUUGAAGUAGAGCUUAAUUUUAAAUUUAAA